Somion occarium is the source of this 1941-nucleotide messenger RNA. NCBI's taxonomy places the organism in Eukaryota, Fungi, Basidiomycota, Agaricomycetes, Polyporales, Cerrenaceae. The record is from the annotation of a GenBank genome assembly.
UGAAGUUCUAGUUUACAUGAAUCUACAGUAAUCGACGAGCACGUCGGCUCGUCCGUUUUCGGAGUUUCCGCUCAGUAUGAACCUGUAUGAACUGCCUAUGUGGAGCCCCUCACCCUUAUAGCGAGCGGAUGCAAGUCUCGACACUUUGUCACCUCUCUUUCUCGUACUUCCGCCCACUCGCUAGGUGAGCUGCCAUUGUUCUCUCGGUCGCUCUCUCUGUCUCGUACUGACAUAUCUCCGUUCGCGCCAUAUGGCGACUACAGAUAAAAAUCGUAGUAUUUGCAUAGUAUCUUCUUCACUCUCAACAUUGCUGAGGAUGUCUGCAAUGAGUCGCCUCCCGCAAGAGAUCUUUGACAUCAUCGUUAAGUAUCUGGAUGGAGAUCAGGCAAGCCUGCUGUCCUGCUCCCUGGUUUCUAUGGCAUGGGGUUCUGCAGCUCGUCGGCUUCUUUUCCGUUCCAUGAAUAUCGGAAACGGCGAUACUCUGCAGGAAUUUACGACGACCCUAAGCGCGAACGGCAGCCUUCGUUUCUGCGUCAAAGCUUUGACAGUACGAGGAUAUUUCGAGAACCCACAGCUGUCUUCUUCUUUGGAGCGCUCGGAGGAUUUUAAAACACUGACAGGCGUCCUUGAUAAACUACCUAAUCUGCAGUCGCUCUUUCUCGAUGAAGUCAUGUUCAUCUCCCGAGAAGCAGGGUCCCUGUGUACAUCGACAUGGUCAAUCAGGAAGCUGAGCUGGAAGAACGAACACUGUGCCGCUUGCUUUGACUUGGACUAUCAAACACAGUUCAUUGACAUCCUUCACCUUUUCCACAAUGUUGAACAUCUCACUCUCCAUCUUCUCUACCUUCCCAAUCUGCUCCAUAUCCCCUUACAAACUUUACCUUCCUCACUUCAUCCAAAGUCUCUCACUCUCAGUUAUGCUAUGAAUUCAUCGCGGACCGAUUUUUCGAUCUGCAACUUUCUCCAGUCUGCGAUGUCGUUUCGAGAACUGCGGGAUUUGACAGUCGACCUUGCAGAUGAUGACAGUUUAUGGGGAACAGGGGAGAUCAUACGUGCUGCUGCAUCUAGCCUUCAUUCCCUCACGUUGGUCAUAUCGUCCGGCGUACAAAGGACAACCGCAGAUGACUGGAACGCAUGGACGGAUCGUUACCUUAGUCCCUGCUCAUCUCUGAAAUCCCUUCAUUUCCGAAUUAGGCAGACAGCUCGGUGCCAUUCGAGCGAUGGCGAAGGAUACUGGAGCAUCAUGACUGCCGUCGCGAACAAUGCACUCUGGAGAGCUAUAGCUACCAUGUUAUCAACUAUCUCACGGAGCCAUCGAGGGCUGUCGAUCGCCAUUUUCUCGACCCUUGAUUCUCUCACAGGCGUGGUUUCCGACACUAGUUGGACUUUGAUGUCCAAUGACAUCUGGAGUCCCUUUUCCGAUGCGCUGUCCGAAAGUAGGGAGUUGAAAAGCGUGCGAUUCGUGGGGCGGUGCACACCCGGAAACUUUUCUUCCCCAUUCGAGAGUCUGGAGAGAUUUGAGGCCAUUGUUCGGGAACACUUAGGCACGUUCUUUGAUCGGGGUAUCUUGAAGGUCGAGAAAGAGAUACCCUAAUAAUGUGAGCCUUUGGAGAGGGGGAGAGGGUGUAUAGUCUUGCAAGAAUGCAUCGCAUGAAAAGUUAUAUAUCUUGGAUAUAUAGUGUAUCAGAAAGGUUAUUGCCUACAGAGACAAUGACACUAGUUUAGACAAAUUGUUUCAGCGACGGUGAGCCAGAGUCCUUAGCACUUAUAUGUACGAAUGGAAGAUACUUAGUCUGAGAGAAAACAUGGUGUGAAGUUCCAGUUUUGAAUGUUAAGUCAUUUCAUGAAGCGAAGUAGUGUUACGCGUAGUGGUUUUUACGGACUAUAUAGUGUUCCGCGAAGGCAGGUGCAGACGAAUGGAAUUAAAGGUUUCAAGUGGAG